GCACAUCCUCACGAGUCCUGUCCUGGCCCUGUCACUUGUGUCUACCAGAUCUACUUUAUUACCCUAUGCGGCUCCUGCAGUACAGCGAACGCGGAGAGCUCAGCAUCCAUAGCUUCGACGAUGACGCGAUACCUCCCUACGCGAUACUGUCACACACCUGGGGAUCAGAUAAAGACGAGGUGACGUUUGCAGACCUCAAAACAGGCGAUGGCAGUACUAAGCCUGGCUACGAAAAAAUCGUCUUCUGUGGAAAGCAGGCACAGCAUGACGGAUUACAGUACUUCUGGAUCGACACGUGCUGCAUCGACAAGGCCAACAAGGCUGAGCUCGCCUCCGCCAUCAGGUCGAUGUUCCGCUGGUAUCGCAGCGCAGCUCGAUGUUAUGUCUAUUUGUCAGAUGUCUCCAACCAACCUCGAGUAGUUGACCGAGGUUACUCCAAUUCCCGAUGGCUUCUCUGGAUAUGGAUGUUUUCUGUUCUUGACUACCUGCUAGGCCGGUAUAGCAGCACGAUUCAGCGCUUAUGUCGGCGAUGCGUCUCUUAUCCUUCCACGGGAGGCAAUGUUAUGUACAGCCAGCAGGAGCCUGAAUCUGCGUUUCUGAAGAGCAGAUGGUUUACCCGUGGAUGGACACUACAGGAGCUUCUUGCACCGUCUACAGUGGAAUUCUUCUCCAGAGAAGGAAUCAAGCUUGGUGAUAAGUUCUCGUUGGCAAAUGAAUUACAAGAGGUUACAGGCAUUCCUACUUCAGCGCUACAAGGCAAAGCUUUAUCACAUUUCGACGUUCAUAAACGUAUCUCCUGGACUGAACAUCGCACUACAAAGAUUCCCGCAGAUCGCGCAUAUUCCCUAAUGGGAAUUCUUGGCGUCAGCUUGUCCCCAAUCGAUGGUGAGAGUCCAUCUGAAGCGAUGAGACGGGUUACAGAUGAGGUGGACAAGCAAAAUAAGUGCAUCCAAGACUUGCGCUCUAGUAACCCGCACGAUGAUAAGACACGCAUUGAGCAGACCAAAGGUGGGCUGCUCGCAGAUGCCUACCGCUGGGUUCUCGACAACGAUACUUUCCAGCAAUGGCAGCAAUACUCAGAGAGCCAACUACUAUGGGUGAAAGGUGACCCUGGAAAAGGAAAGACGAUGCUGCUCUGCGGCAUUAUUAACGAGCUGCAUAACACACUGCCUAGAAAUGCACUUCUAGCGUACUUCUUCUGCCAAGCGACCGACCCGCGCAUCAACAGCGCCACGGCCGUGCUGCGAGGGCUGCUGUACAUGCUCGUGAGCCAGCAACCAUCGCUUGUGUCUCAUAUCCGCAACAGGUACGAUCACGCAGGCAAAGCCCUGUUCGAAGAUGCAAAUGCCUGGGUCGCCUUAACAGAGAUGUUCGCGAAUGUGUUGCAAGACCCACAGCUAAGAACCACAUACCUGGUCAUCGAUGCAAUAGACGAAUGUGUUACGAACCGACUAAAACUUCUCGAUUUUAUCGUAAAGCAAUCUUCUGCGUCUCAUCGCACUAAGUGGAUCGUUGCCAGUCGUAACUGGCCAGACAUCGAGGAACAGCUAGAGCUGGCUGAGCAUAAAACGAGGCUAAGCCUCGAACUAAACGCUAAGUCAGUGGCGGCGGCGGUCAAAGUCUUUAUUCAGCAGAAAGUAGAUCAGCUGGCGCAAGAGAAGCGCUACACGCUAGAGAUUAAAGAUGCUGUACUUGAGCACCUAACGCUAAAUGCGAGCGAUACCUUCCUUUGGGUAGCGUUGGUGUGCCAAAACCUCCAAGGGACGCCGAAGUGGAACGUGCUUGAGCAGUUAGCCCAUUUCCCCCCUAGGCUAGAAUCUUUGUAUCAGCAGAUGAUGGACCAGAUAAGCGUGUCUAACAGCGCCAAGAUCUGUCUGCGAGUACUGGCAGUGACUACGGCUUUAUAUCGACCUGUCACAAUCGCUGAACUAGUCGCACUCGUCGAGCAGCUUAAGGACGUCGACGACUUGGAGUCCGUUCAGGAGAUUAUUGGCCUCUGCGGAUCGUUCCUUACUCUACGAGAAGACACAGUCUACUUUGUGCACCAGUCUGCAAAGGACUUCCUUUUUGCAACAGCGUCUAGUUAUAUCUUUCCAGAUGGUGCUGAACAGAUCCAUUGGGAAAUCUUUCUAAAGUCACUAGCGAUUCUCUCUGGGACGUUGCAUAGGGAUAUGUACGGCCUAAAAGCGCUAGGAUCUCCCAUCGAAAAUACAAAACCGCCUAGUCCCGAUCCUUUAGUAGAGUCACGCUAUGCGUGUGUCUACUGGAUCGACCACCUAUGCGAUUCAAAGACCAAAUCUUUGAACAGUAUAGCUAAUAGUCUACAGACUAGAAACAUCAUUACAGGAUUUCUAAAAAAGAAGUACAUCUAUUGGCUUGAAGGGCUUAGUCUGUGUAGAAGCGUAGGAAAUGGUAUAGUGUCAAUGGAGAAGCUGUGGUCACUCGAUAUACAAGAUCAUGAUGAGCUUACCCAGCUUGUUUAUGAUGCACGGCGAUUCGUUAUGUAUCACCAAAGAGCAAUCGAGAGCUUCCCGCUUCAGACGUAUGCAUCUGCGCUGUUAUUCAGUCCGCGAGCUAGUAUGGUCAGGCAGUUAUUUCAAUACGAAGAGCCAAAAAGCAUUACGAUCAAACCAGAAAUGGGUAACGGUUGGAGCGCGUGCAUGCAGACGCUCGAGGGCCAUGGCGAUGGGGUCUGGUCGGUGGCCUUCUCCCACGACUCGGCGAGGCUGGCGUCGGCGUCGGGCGACAAGACAACCGUCAAGAUCUGGGAUGCGAGCAGCGGCGCGUGCCUGCAGACGCUCGAGGGCCAUAGCCACUCGAUCAGCUCAGUGGCCUUCUCACACGACUCGGCGAGGCUGGCGUCGGCGUCGCACGACAAGACCGUCAAGAUCUGGGAUGCGAGCAGCGGCGCGUGCCUGCAGACACUUGAGGGCUAUAGCAGCAGCGUCAGCUCAGCCGAUCUCGUCUCUAUUCUUGCAUCGCUACAUUUUGACAAUGUGACAAAACCCUACCAAUCUGUCCGUCAACGAAUAGCGGUUAGCUCAGAUGCUACCUGGAUCUCUUGUGAUAGUCAGAACGUGCUGUGGCUCCCAACAGAAUAUCGACCAUACUGCUCAGCUAUGUCGAAUACAUGUGUUGGUCUAGGUACACGGUCUGGAAAGUUUUGGAUAUGUUAUUUUACGUGA
Molecule: messenger RNA, 3185 nt
Organism: Paraphaeosphaeria sporulosa
Lineage: Eukaryota; Fungi; Ascomycota; Dothideomycetes; Pleosporales; Didymosphaeriaceae
Product: HET-domain-containing protein
Exons: 3
Coding region: 66-3185 (1039 amino acids)
Molecular function (GO): protein binding
Source: RefSeq, a predicted model, not a curated record